Molecule: messenger RNA, 1587 nt
Organism: Solanum lycopersicum (tomato)
Lineage: Eukaryota; Viridiplantae; Streptophyta; Magnoliopsida; Solanales; Solanaceae
Product: zinc finger protein ZAT3-like
Source: RefSeq, a predicted model, not a curated record
CAUAUCUAUAUUAUAGUGAAAGUCUAUUAACAUAUUCAUUAUUAUUAUUAUUAUUAACAUAUAUGUGUUAUAGUGAAAGUCUAUUACAUAAAAUAUCUAGUAUAUAGAUUCAUUUGCAAAAAAAUAGGAAUCCUGCUCAGUAACAAAUUACUUUUGUAUUAUAAUCAAAAGGAAAUAUAAAUAAAAUAUUUAUUUUUUAAAAUUUAGCUUGGUGCGUUUUAAGGAUUGUUGAAAAGCAGUUAUCAAUUGAGCGUGUGUAUGAAAAUGCUUAGAAGACGUGCUUAUCCAUUUUCCAUCUUCUUCUCAUCCUUGCUCAAAAAGUAACCCUAAAACUCUUUUAAAAUGAAAUAAAUAACUAAAACUGAACUGCUCCCCCUAAUUAACCCUAUACACAUGAAGUAAAUCAAGUAUUAACCGCUUCUCUCUCACAAAAAAAAAAAAAACUGUCUCUACAUAUAGCAAAUCAAACCCUUUUUUUCAACUUUUUUCUUCCUCCAAAUUUAGUCAUGGAAAAUCAUCCUUUCACUAGUAAUUCCCAUUGUUAUCAUCCUUUUUCUAACAAUUUCCACGAAGAAACACCUAUAUUACCUGUUCAUCAAUCCGUCGAUAAUUUUCACAGUAAUCCAAAAAGGAAAAGAAGUAAAUUUGUUAAAAUCGGUGGUGAUGCUGCUGCUGCAACUUCUGGUAUAAGUAAGCCUAAAAUUACCAAAAAGCCACCAGACCCAACUGCGCCCAAAAUUACUCGGCCUUGUACGGAAUGCGGGAAAAAGUUUUGGUCAUGGAAGGCGCUUUUUGGUCAUAUGCGUUGUCAUCCUGAACGACAAUGGCGUGGUAUUAACCCCCCUCCUAAUAUUAGGCCGCGGCACGAUGUUAAAUCUCGUGAGACUAGUCCUAGAAAAAACCCCAAAUCGGUUUUUGAUGCGAUUGUGACGGAGGAGGAUCAGGAGAUCGCCUCGUGCCUGUUGCAAUUGGCUGGUGGGUCAUCAGAAUUACCUGAUAAUGAAAAUGAAAAUGAAAAUUUUGGUGUUGUUACAUCAGAAGAUCAACAUUGUUCUUCUUCUUCCGGCGGAGGAGGAGGAGGGAAGGAUUUUCGAUUCGAGUGUUCGGGUUGCAAGAAGGUUUUUGGAUCACAUCAGGCAUUAGGUGGACACAGAGCGAGUCAUAAAAACGUGAAGGGUUGUUUUGCUUCAGGAUUAACACAAGCUGUUAAUAAUAAUUUGGAUCUAAAUUUUCCUCCUUCAGUUACAUGUCAUCAUGAAGAUCACCAUGAUUCUUAUUCCUCAGGUUCACCCUUGGAUUUGAGGUUGAAGCUAUAACUAUAUAUACAUAUAUAAUUAAUUAAUUAGUUACUGGGAUAUUGCUAUAUUCUAGAAGCUAUUAGCAAAUUAUACAUCUGUGGUUGCUACUGUUAAAUAAUAUUACUAUUUACUCUUAAACUAGCAACAACUUCGUAGUUAUGUUACUCUUCUAGCUACUUGUUGGUCUUGUUGCAUGUGUUUUACAUGAAAUAUAAUCACUCUAGUGUUCCUAAGCAUUUUGUACAAAAUAAAAAAUUAUUUUAAAAGAUUCUAGACAUGGUUAAACAGG